This is a messenger RNA of Amoebophrya sp. A25, 18092 nucleotides long. The record is from the annotation of a GenBank genome assembly. NCBI's taxonomy places the organism in Eukaryota, Dinophyceae, Syndiniales, Amoebophryaceae.
AUGAAGAAGUUCCAGACGAAUCCGUCGGUCUUGGCGGGAAAAGAUGCGAAGAAAAUCAUUCGCAUGUACAACAAAAUUUAUGGUGCAGAGGACAUUGACAUGCUAUUUGUUGAUAAAAAUAAUUAGACGAUAUUUUAUUGAUCAUGACCAUUCGCAUUCAGUUUGGUAUUCAUAAGAAAUUUGACAAGAUGCAUCUUCAAUGUUGCCAUGGUUUCUCUCAUCCCUAACUGUAUCUAUGAUUGAGCAACCCACCACCUGAAGAUUCUAAACUUCGGCCAAAACGCUUGUCGAGUUUGAGACUCUGUGGUAUCAAGCAUGGGUGCACUCAGUGGACGUGGCGAAGAGCGGACUGCAAGCAACGUUGAUCGUGCGUCACCCCGAUGACGGCAAGUUGCAUGUCAACUUCGACUGGGAAAUCCUACAAUUGAUCCGCGAAACUAAGUGCUUGGACCGCAUGGGAAUCGAAAUCCCGGAGUCCGCCAAGAUGGUCCUGCUGCAGGAGUCCAAGUUCAAGGGCUACUACAACGAGCUCUCCUUCAUCUUGAGGGAGUAUCGGCGCAUCGUGCAGAUGGUCCGACCUAUCGCGUCGAACUUGCUCAAACCGCACCUGGACAACCUCGAGUUCCAAUUGCGACCGGGUAUGGUCACACUCACGUGGACCAGUAUGAACAUCGAAGGCUAUUUGGACAACGUGUGGCGGGAGUUGAAGAAGCUGGAGCAAUUGGUUUUGACCGCAAACGAUGUGAUGGAGAACCGAGUGGAUGCGAAUCUGAAGACUGUUGCACGUGUGAUGCUCAUCUCCAUGCCGGAAGAAGGAGAAACGGUGCACUUAGAGGACUUUAUCGAGCAGCAAGAAAGGCAUGUCCGUGACAUGACGAACUACCUGAUGUUAUGAUGAAGAAGUGAAGUUCAUAUUGUACUUGAUUUGCUCUGAAACAAAGAAGUUGUUGGGAAGAAGAUAUGGAUCGGUCCUAUUUAGUUCGAGUGAACGAUAGAUGAGUAGAACAAUCUACUACUACACAAGAAGCAGGUUGUAAAUGAGUAACUCAUAAUUAUAGAGGAAUCGUGAAUUAUUAAGUCCUCUAGUAGUUGUACUACUUUAUCGACUAGUACUAGACCAAGAUUGAUCGAUUAGAUGUUUCGGUUUCUAUGAGAUUGAGAUUAUCAUCCAGGUCUAGCUAUGUACCAUAACAUUUUCAACAGCUUUUCUAAUCACAGCGAAAAGCAUCGAGAUCGAGGCUGCAGUGGACGACCUCUUGGGUCAAAUCGUUGGAUUUCCGAUCGACCCUCACGUGAGGGGCGUUUCUGAGUCCGAGAUCAUCAAAGUAAAGGCCCACUACAAUUGGUCUAUGUACCAAGCCAUCUUGAACGGCACUCGCAGAUCACUCGCAGGCAUCAAAUCCAGACUAGCAGUGGCACGAGAAGCGCCAGACGGAUCUGCCGUGGCCGCUGGUAGCGUAGCGAACAAGCUGAUGUCUUUGACAGUCGGCGGAGGCGCAGGCGGAGGCGCAGGUGGCGGCGGCGGAGCUGGCGGAGGUGGUGCAUCGCCAGCAGGCAAGGGUCGUGGUGAUGACGACGACGAAAAGGACAAGAGCAAUGAGGAGAGCACAUUGCUACCGCCAUUCUUCGACGUGGAUUUGCAACUAGAUGGUAUUGGUGUGCGUCUGAAGCCAAGCGUUCAAGAGAUCCAGAAUGCGGUAAACGCUGGCGCAGUGGCAGUCCUAAAAUGCUCGAAGAUGAUCGACGCGUGGGAUACAGUCACCAUCCCCAAGAACGUGCAAUUGGUUAUCAAUCCCAACCUCCCUCCCGUAGUCGGCUCGGGCUCCCAGGGCACCUACUACGACCGCAUCGCGCAGGACAAGGAGAUCCUGAAGGUCAUUUUGCUGUUGACAGGAUCGAUCCAGAGUGCCAAGAAGGAGUGCGAAAAGUUUGUGAAAAAGUUCGAGCGUUUCGCACUCUUGUGGAGCCGCAACGCAGAUGAGGAGUACGAGAAGUUCCGCGCAAACGAACCGAGUCUCCCUGAGUUCGAGGCCAAAUUGAAGGAAUUUUUGCGCCACGCGCAAGACGCAGGCAGUGUGGAGAAAUCAACGCAGAUAUCGGCGUUGUUUAUGGCCUGAUGUUGUGGUUGUGUCACAAAUUCUAAACAGAACAAAUGUUAGACAUUAUUUUUACUUCAGAGUGAGUCCAUGCUAAGCCAUUAUUUGGGUCCCAACCUGCGACCUGGUGCUUCAGCAGCAAACUUCUACUACGGAUACUUAAUACUAGUCUUGUGGUUUGAUACUAGUUGUGGUUUAAUCCAUACUGUUAAUACUUAAACUACUACGGAUAUUCAGAUUUUGCAAUGACCCUCCCUCCUCUAAUUCCUGCCUCAAAACCGAGAACCUUACCGGAAACUUGCAGCAAUUGGCUGAGCGCUGGAAAACGACUUUUGCGAAGAAGCUGCACUUGAUGGCCAGAAUCAAACUCGACACUGUCGGAGAAAUGGUCAAGCACACCACCAAGCGGCUCCACCGUGAGGUAGCGGAGGGUGAUAUCGAUGCAUUGGGAUACGUAAUGCAGACACUCAUUAUGGUCUUCUCACAGCAAUUUUCUAUUUAAUGGAAUUGGAAAUGAACUAGAAACUACCAAUCGUUGGUAACAAAGCAGUCACGGUUCAUCUUGAGGGUAGAUGUACUAUUGCGGUGGACGCAUUUUCCUAAAUGCACUUUCUUCUUUGACUUAACUGAAGGAUCAAGAAAACAUGGGACUCCCCUUUCAUACUCACCGAAGUGCGUGCGAAGCAGAGCGAGAUUGAGCUGGAAUUCGGACCGAUCACCCACAUGUACCAGAUCUUGGACCUCUACGUGCCUGCAAUGUUAUGAUUGACCUUAGUAGCAGCAUUCACCAGUGCUUUAAUUGGUUCCUGCAGGAGUCGCUCUCAUGAUCCUAUUUAAUAGUUAAUACUAGAACAAUUCUUGUUGUUGCUGCUACUCGAAAACUGAAAAUAACCGAGUUACUGACUGAAAUAAGGGAGGUAGCUUUGACAGGGCUACUCUUCCUUGUUCAGUAUCUCGCUUAUUUUAAGUAGUUACUCGCUUAUUUCAGUUUAUCGAAUAUCUAGUUUCAAGAUCGAGCAGGUUUACAUUCAAAAGUUUGUUGACCAUCCACUUCUACCAAAGCAUCUUCUCUAACCCCCAUAGACAAGGAUGAACAGGACCAGCGAUCGAUGCUCCGAAACAACUGGGACAAACUUUUGCAGGAGAGCGAGGCCCGCCAGGAGUUCCUGUCCAAGCAACAAGCGGAACAUAAGCGCAUGCUGAUCACCACUGUGAACGCUUUCAAGAAAGACGUCCGAGUGUUCCGAGACCACUAUGAGCGCAACGGUCCCAUGGUUCGCGGCAUCCCGCCAGCUCAGGCAGUAGAACGCCUAAGACGGUUCCAGGAGGAGUUCGACAUUCGACAGAGAAAAAGGCAAAUCUACAGACUGGGAGAAGACCUCUUCGGCUUACCCCAUCAACAAUAUCCGCAGCUCGACAAGACGGAAUCCGAGCUUUCUUAUCUGUCGCAGUUGUACGACUUGUACGUGGUGGUUCUGGAUACGAUUAGGGAGUGGAAGGAGUUGUUGUGGAGUGAGGUACCAGACAACAUGGAGAAGAUGAGCAGUGCUACCGAAAAGUUCGCUGCACGUUGCAAGAGGAUUUAUGGCCACGAAAUAAUUGUAGUUCUUUCUCGUAGUGUUUGCACGAGGAUGGCAUAUCAGAACUUUGAUAUUUUCAGAGCUAGCGUAGUGUUUGCACGAGGAUGGCAUAUCAGAACUUUGAUAUUUUCAGAGCUAGCGUAGUGUUUGCACGAGGAUGCCAUAUCAGAACUUUGAUAUUUUCAGAGCUUGAGGACUCAUCUUUUCGACAUCCUCACCAUAUUCGGCUAGGUGGGCAAGAUGAAAUGAUUUAAGCUUCUCCUCACUACUCAUUGUUCCAACCCCGUUAAACGUCUAACGUCUGCCAAAAGUGUUGCGUGAGUGGGAAGCGUACCAUGAACUGAAGAAGCAAAUUGACGAUUUCUCCGAAGUGCUGCCUCUGUUUUUGGAACUGUCGAAGAAGUCAAUCAUGCCGCGACACUGGAAGCAAGUGAUGGACUUGACGUUAUGGACCUGAGGUGUAGUAGAAUAGAUAUUUUUAUUUAGCGUAGUUGUAGAUUUAGAUUUAGAUAUUUACUUAGCUUAUGUUUAGACGUUCAUGUCCUCAUCCAGCACUGUUCUCUCUGCUUCAAGGCAUAUUUACUUAGCGUAGUAGAUGUAGAUUUAGAUUUAGAUAUUUACUUAGCUUAUGUUUAGACGUUCAUGUCCUCAUCCAGCACUGUUCUCUCUGCUUCAAGGCAUAUUUACUUAGCGUAGUAGAUGUAGAUUUAGAUUUAGAUAUUUACUUAGCUGCCUUAGAAGAAAGACUGUAGGUCUAGCGUCUAGACUCACUGUGAUUUCGAGUACUCGUGGUACGAAAUUUUCAAGUUUUUUGUAAUUAUGCCAGGUUGUGGUGCAUAUCUGCUCUAAUACCAGGCAAAGACCUACCAGUAGAAAGCGAAACCUUCAAGCUACAGAGUUUGAUUGACGCGAACCUCAACGAGUUUGCUGACGAGGUGAACGAUAUUUGCGAGAGCGCGGAUAAGCAGUUGGUAUUUGUUGAUUCUAGAUGAAUCUGUUGAUCGAUCGCUAAUGUCGGAUUUGAAACAAGAUUUCCCUCUCUUCUUGCCACCAGCUGCAAUUCACCAUACUAGGUACUUAAUCGAGAGAUCUUGCAUGACUACCCUUCUGAUUUGAUGAAGACCAGUAAUCAGAACAAGAACAAGGGUCCUGACUCUCAUUACCAACACAAAAACUCACCAUACUAGGUAAUCGAGAGAAAACUUGCCGAGAUCGGUGAGCAAUGGGCAGAGUACACCUUCGAGUUCGCCACCUGGAAAACCCGCGACUAUCCUUGCUGCCUUGCUGGCGGUAAAGUUGUGGAGAUUCAGGAGAUGUUGGAGGAGACUAUUAUGGGAUUGAAUACGAUGAACGCCCAAAGGCACAGCAUGCCUUUCAAGGAGGAAUUAGGCACAAUUACGACCACUUUGUCCGACACUGCGGAUACAAUCGAAAAAUGGUUCAAAGUGCAGCAAUUGUGGACCAGUUUGGAAAGCGUUUUUCUUUAAGGCUUUAACAUUCCUUUUCGUCUUCAUCCGCAGAGAACUGCCACAUUCUUGUACUACUCACAGAAAGCUGCUAUUUACCUGAGCACAUCUUCUGUGUCUUCGCGCUCUUUCCUUUGAGAAAGCAACAUCUUCUAAUCCCCAGCGGGAGAUAUCAUGAAGCAGAUGCCUAUGGAAGCGAAGAAGUUCCAGCAGAUCGACAAGGACUGGGUGAAAAUCAUGGCCAAAUCAGCUGAAAUGAGGAAUGUUGUGCAGUGCUGCCAAAACGACAUGCUCAAACAGAUGCUGUUAAGGUUUACCGUAAUUCAUCUCAAGCAGCAUCUUUGGCGCCUUUUGUGAGGGAGAAACACGACGGGAAACAUGUCUUUAAGAAGGUGAAUUACGGAGAGGUCUAAUGCUGCCAGUCUUGUCCCAAGGCCUCGAAGCCUGCCAAAAAUCGCUAGAGUCCUACUUGGAGGGUAAGCGAAACAAAUUCCCGCGAUUCUACUUCACCUCCGAUCCGGCGCUCCUGAAGAUCCUGUCCCAGGGUUCCGAUCCAGAACAGAUCCAGGACGACUUCGAGAAGUUGUUUGAUUCAAUUUCCAAGGUCACCUUUGAUCCGAAGGAUAAGAAGAAGAUCGUGCAGAUCAAGUCCGUAGCAGGUAAUGCCGAAGAAAUUGUGCGUCUUGUGCAGCCAACCAUGUGCGUGGGGAACAUCGAAGACUGGCUCAAUGCACUGGAGGCGGAAAUGCAACGAUCAGUGAGAAAAGAUUAUGGAGACAAUAAAGGCAUGAUCAUUUCUCCCACGCUAUCGUUUUUGGGAACCGCCAGUAAUCCUAGUACGAAUUUGCAAUCUCAUCCCUCUAACCCAAAUGCAAGAUCGCGUGCGUGGAUUGCGGCAACAUCCUACAAGGUUUGAGCCUCAAGGAUUUCUCCGAUCGUUACAUUGCGCAGGUUGCGUUGCUCGGUAUUCAAGUCAUCUGGACUGCGGACUUCCAGGAUGCCUUGACCAAGAUGAGCAAGGAGCGCGAUAAAACCAUCAUGGCAACAACCAACAAGAAGUUUUGUCAGAUGAUGCAAGAUCUAGUAGCAAUCUGUCUGACGGACUUAGGAUCCUCGAUGAACCGAACCAAGUUCGAAACGUUGGUGACUGUGCACGUACAUCAGAAGGACUUGUAUCAGGAGGUGUGGAAAAAGGUGAAAGAGCAGAAGGUGAAGGACGAGAACGACUUCGAGUGGCUGAAGCAGACGCGUCUGUACUGGAAGAGCGACAUGGAGCAUGUGCGAAUUUCGAUUGCCGACGUCGAUUUCACCUAUUCCUACGAGUACCUUGGAUGCAAGGAACGAUUGUGUAUCACGGCACUAACGGAUCGAUGCUACGUCACUCUGUCGCAGGCAUUGGGCAUGUUCUUGGGCGGCGCGCCAGCGGGUCCGGCAGGAACAGGCAAGACGGAGACAGUGAAAGAUAUGGGUCGUACUCUGGGUGUCUUCGUCGUGGUCACCAACUGCUCCGACCAACAUCGCUUCCGCGACAUGGCUAAGAUCUUCAAAGGUACUUUCGUCUUGCUUCAUGUUUUAGAGCAGUAAAGAAUGACGAAGUAGUUGUCCUAAGCCUUUUCCAUUCUUCCAUCGUACAUCCUUGUUGUAGGCUUUUUCAGGAGUAGUAGUGCCAUUGUGACGAGGUGGAAGUCACCUCUUUUGUCAAAAUGUUAGGUCUCUGCAUGUCCGGUCUCUGGGGUUGCUUCGACGAGUUCAACCGCAUCGAAUUGGAGGUGCUUUCCGUGGUCGCAAUGCAGGUGGAAUCGAUCACGCAGGCUAAGCGACAGAACGUGAAGACCUUCCUUUUCCCCGGGGAACGCGAACCAAUCAAGCUCGUCCCGGCUGUCGGGUACUUCAUCACGAUGAACCCGGGUUAUGCAGGCCGCCAGGAAUUACCGGAGAACUUGAAAGUUCUCUUCCGCAGUGUGAGUAUGAUGAUGCCGAAUCGCGAGACGAUCAUGAAGGUCAAACUGGCGUCCGUCGGAUACUCAAUGAUGGACAUCCUAGGAAAGAAGUUCUGCAUCCUCUACGCUCUGUGCGAACAGCAGCUGUCCAAACAACGUCACUACGACUUCGGACUGCGGAAUAUCCUCUCGGUGCUACGUACAAGCGGAACAGUGAAGCGAUCCGAGCCAGCCGACGCCGACGAAGAAAUGCUCUUCAUGCGAACGGCGCGCGAUAUGAAUCUUUCAAAGUUAAGAAUAGCAGGAAUCAAGUUUUACUACUUCAUUAGAGGUUUCAUCAUACUACUACUUCUAUAUCAGAAAUAAUCUACUACUUCUUCUAAAGCAGGACGACUCAAGAUUUACAACUACUUCACUAUAAUUAUCAUACAAUCUAAAUUUCGUCAUUUUGAUGAACUAAUGAAUCCCUUCUUCUAAUCCCGCUUGUCGCCGACGACGUGCCUCUCUUCCUGGCUCUGCUGAAGGAUUUGUUCCCGAAAACGCAGGAACCACCGAAAAAGGUCUACCCCGAAGUCGAGAGCGGCUCUCAGAAGAUCGUGAAACGCAAGAAAUUGACCCUUUUUGGCCCUUGGAUGUUGAAGAUCGUGCAGUUGUACGAGACGUCCUUGGUCCGUCACGGCUUCAUGCUGGUGGGACCGACCCUGUGCGGCAAGACCGAGAUCAUGACCACCUUGACAACCUGUCACACGGAGAACAACAACGCGCAUCGAGUGCAGGUGAUGAACCCGAAGGCGAUCACGGACUCGCAGAUGUACGGAAUCAAGGACCCGGUCAGCGAAGAGUGGACACCUGGUGUUUUCGCAAGUAUCUGGCAGAAGUACAACAAUAGAACUUUGAAGUACACGACUUGGAUCGUGUGCGACGGUCCAGUCGAUGCUAUCUGGAUCGAAAAUCUGAACACAGUGCUAGAUGAUAACAAGAUUCUCACGCUGGCCAACAACGACAGAAUCCCCAUGACGGACAACUGUCGUAUUGUCUUCGAAGUCGAGAACUUGCGCAAUGCUAGUCCAGCCACCGUCUCUAGAGCAGGAAUCAUCUACAUCUCUGCCUCGGAUCUGGGUUGGCGUCCGGUCGUGGACUCCUGGCUCGCCAAGCGUGUCGAAAUCGGCCAGAACCGCGGUGAAGAAGCCACCAUUCUCAAAGAUCUCUUUGACAAGUGGUUGUCGACGCCGCCACCCAACGCAGGACCAGUCAACGACCUCUUUGACUACCAAGUUCGCAACACGCAAACCGUCAUGCCAUUGAAUGAUGGUGUGAUCACCUCCAACGUGUUAAACCUGCUUUCCGCCAUGCUGCAGCCACACUGCCAGAGCAACGAAGUGCUGACGCCUGACGCUUACCGCCGCAUGCUUUUGUUCUGCGUCUGCUGGGGAUUUGCAGGCUUGUGUGAACCAGAAGAACGAGACAAGUUCUACAAGAAGAUGAUCGAAGUCGUUAAAUUUCACAAGCACACGGACUUUAUGGAUGGAUGGAUGGAAUGAACAUGAAGGUCUUUUUCCCGAAGAGGGUUCCUUUUCGUAAAUACGAAUUCUGGUCUUGUAGUUAUUCUUAUUUCAUUUCAUCAUUGUGAGUAGUAGUUAUUCAUUUUUGUUCUGUAGUCCUCGUACUUUUCACAGUGCGUUUAACCUGUAAAUUGACCACAACUUCUACUCCUUUUACGGUACCACCAAAGCGGUUUCUAAUCCCCGCCUACCCGCUACCCAAGGCGAUGAGAACAUCUUCGAUUACGUGCCGGAUCCGGCUAGUAAGACCAAGAACUGGAUCGUCUGGCAGACCGAGCAGUGGAAGCCACCAAAGAAAUUGAUUUUCUCCUCUCUGUUGAUUCCUACGCUGGAUUCCACGCGUGCCGAGUAUUUGAUCGACGUGAUUGCGAAGUACGACAAGACUCGCACACCGACAAGCUACAAGAGCACGCUGAUGGUCGGCGCUGCUGGCACUGCGAAAACGAGCACGGCUCUGAUGUACUGUUCCAGGUUCUCGAUUGACACGAUGCUGUCCAAACGUAUCAACUUCUCCUCCGCCACUACGCCUUUGAACUUCCAACGCACCGUUGAGGCUGAGGUCGAGCGCAAAACGGGUAAGACCUUCUGCCCGCCAGGUGGGAAGUCCAUGACCCUGUUUUUGGACGAUUUGUCGAUGCCGAUCGUCAACAAGUGGGGAGAUCAAGUGACAAACGAAUUGACAAGACAGUUGAUGGAAUUUGGCGGCUUCUACUUCCUCGACAAGGACAAACGUGGCGACUUCAAAAUCGUGGAAUCCCUUUCCUUUGUCGGCGCUAUGGGUCAUCCAGGUGGCGGCCGCAACGACAUCCCGAACCGUCUGAAGAGUAAGUUCUUUUAAGGCUCAACUUUCAGUGGUCACCAUUUAGAUUGGAGUCACCAUUUAGAUUGGAAGAGGCGACCCCUUCUUGAGAGAACCAACAGGGGAAAGAAACGAAGGGAAAAGAAAGGAAAGAGCUUUGAAGGGGGUCAGUCUCUUCACCGUUCAGAGUCAUGAUAAAGAGCUUUGAAGGGGGUCAGUUUCUUCCGUUCAGAGUCAUGAUGCUUUGAAGGGGGUUUCUGGUUUCUUCCGUUCAGAGUCAGAGUCAUGAUGACCACAUUGAAUGCUGAGCUUUAAUUCUUCCUCUUCAACAUGGUUUUGCCUAGUGUAGUGUCAGUCGACAACAUCUACGGUAGCAUUCUGCGAGCCAGGUUCACCCCGAAGAACGGAUUCGGGGAUAAAGUCAUCAACAUUUCGAAGAAACUGACUGCCAUCACGAUCGACGUGUGGAAGCAAGUCGGCAAGAGCUUGUUGCCGACUCCAGCUAGGUUCCACUACAUCUUCAACAUGCGCGAGCUGUCUCGUGUCUUUCAGGGCAUUCUGGAAACGCCGGCGAACGUUAAGGACGCAAGUUGAUGUUCACUGUGACUUUGAUAUUUGAAUUUGAAUUUGAAGGCACAUGUAGUAUGUACAGUCUGUUUACCGUGCGCAGCACGUCAUGACUCAAGUCAUAGUUUUUUUUUUGCAUCGAUGAACUUGAUCGAAGUAAAAAGUAUCCGUCAAUUUCUUCAAGCCGGAAGAACCAAACUACCUCUUUUUACCAUUAAAUUUAUCACGAGAUCACUCUAGAACACCUCGUCCUAUUCCUACCUCAUCCUCUAACUCCCUCGUCGGCUCCGACGAAGUCCGUAUCGGCUCUUUGUGGAAACACGAAGUGACGCGCGUUUUCGCGGAUAAACUAGCGCGACAGCAGGACAAGGACUUCGUGGACAAGGUGAUCUGCGACUAUCUACGUGACCACUUCGGUGAAGACAUGUACAACAAGGUGCUCGAGGCGCCUCAGUGGUGGGCUGAUUUUCAGUUAUGGACCAGUCGUGGUUGUGGUAUUGUUUUUUUCAACAUCAGUCUGCUCUCACACACUCACCUGGGGUGUGAGCGUUAAUCUCGGUGCGAUCCUAGGCUUUUCAGCCCAUGACUGAGUAGAGGGAACGAAAAUGGCACAAGAUGAAGAAACACUUCUGGUGAAUUCGCAAGCAUACUCUAAUCCAGCGUGAAGGUUCAGAAGAUCCGGAGACUGGAGAAGAACUUCCAGCACCCAAGGUCUACGAGCCCAUCAAGAGCAUGGACUUUGUGCGGAACAAGGCCUACGAAUACCUGAAGAAGUUCAACGAACAGUUUCCGGCAAAAGCAAUGAAUCUAGUCCUCUUCGACGACGCCAUGAAGUACAUGAUGCGCAUCAACCGCAUCAUCCAGUGUCCACGUGGCAGUGCGAUGUUGGUUGGUGUUGGCGGCAGUGGAAAACAGAGUCUGACGCGAUUGGCGAGUUACAUCUCGAGACAGAAGAGCUUCCAGAUCACGAUCACGAAGUCCUACAACGACAACGCGCUAUUCGAAGACUUACGAGGCUUGUACAUUGCCGCUGGCGCUAAGAACGAACCUGUGGCUUUUCUGUUCACCGACGCAGAAGUGAAGAACGAAGGCUUCUUGGAAUACUUGAACUCGAUUCUUAUGGCUGAACGUACAACUCCGUACCGUCUGGAAAUUCAACUCUGUUCGUUUUUUUAGUAGCAGUUUUGACAACAAUUUUUCAUAGACAUAAUAUCCAAUCUAGAUGAUGAAUAUCUACCAUUUAGAGAAAACUCUUUUGGCCUUUCUCUCAAUCUCGUCUUGUUCCUCUCUCUUCUAGCUCAUCCCUGUCUAACUUUUUCGCCACCGGCGAAGUCGUCGGCUUAUUCCAGAAGGACGAGCGUGAUGGCAUGGCAGCUGACUGCCGUAACGACUUCAUUCGCGACUGUCCUGGUCAAGAAGAGUCCCUGCCGAACUUGUUCCGCUAUUUCAUGGACAGACUUCGCGACAACCUGCACAUUAUCCUCUGCUUUUCGCCGAUGAACGAGAAGUUUCCGAUCCGCGCGCAGAAGUUUCCGGCGGUGUUUUCUGCGGUGGCAAUUAACUGGUUCUUGCCCUGGCCGCCAGAGGCGUUGGUUGCGGUGAGCAGUUCCUUCUUGUCCAAGUUCGACAUCGAUGCUACGAAGGAGCACAAGGAAGGCCUGUAUGCGCUGCUAGGUUCGUAUCAGGCCAUGGUCGGCGACGUCUGCACCCUCUACUUCCAGCGCAUGCGAAAGCAUGUCUACGUCACCCCCAAGACGUUUUUGUGCUUGAUCGAGUUCUACAAGAAGCUGUACAAGGUCAAAUACGACGACGUCAAUGUGCAAGAACGCUCUGUCAACACUGGUUUGGAGAAGCUGGCUGGAGCAGCCAAGCAGGUGGAGGAGAUGAAGGCGGAGCUGAAAGAAGCCUCGAAAGUUCUUGCUGUAGAGGAAGAGAAGACCAACAAGUUGUUGGCGACUGUCCAGCGUGAGAAGGCCAAAGCGGAGAAGAAAGCGCAAGAAGUGGUUAAGGCUGUACCUAAUACAUCUUUGGACGUAUCCUUGAAACGUAAUAUGGAGGAGUAUCCUAAGGGAGUACUCCCCCAUACUUAUUUUCAAGGAUGCACUUGAAAGAUGAAUUACGGACAGCUCUAAAGUGGGGGUGCAGAAAGCAGCUUGUCAGGAAUCAGCGGACAUGAUUUCGGUCGAAAAGGCUAGUGCUGAAGAAGAACUGAAGAAGGCAAUGCCGUUCUUGCACGAAGCCGAAGCAGCGUGCAAGUCGAUCACGCCGAAGGAUAUUACGGAACUGAAGACGAACAAGAACCCGACCGACGUGAUCAAGCUGACCUUUGACGGCCUCGCGAUUCUGAUGCUCCAGAAAGUCGUCGACCCAGUGCCCAAGCAGUUUAACAUCGCCAAGGUGGAUGGAACCUUCAUCGCGGACAGCUUCCAGGAAUUCACGAAGUUCACGUUGUCCGAUAUGCGAUUUCUGCCAUCAUUACUCGACUUCGCAGCCAACGAGAAGAACAACAUCAACGACGAGACCUGCGAGUUGCUAGAACCGUAUUUGCGUUUCAACGAGAACCAAGCGAAAAACUGGUCGCCAUGGGCAGCACAUCGAAUUCUGGACCCCGCCAUCGCCAAGAAGGCUUCCGGUGCAGCUGAGGGUCUCUGCAAAUUUGUGGGUGCUAUGGUCCAGUACCACGGAGCCGCGAAGAUCGUCACACCGAAGUUGAAUUUUCUCAAGAUUCAAGAAGCCAAACUUGACAAGGCCAUGAAGGAACUCGCGGAGGCUGAAGAAUCCCUGGCGAAAGUGAUGGGCGAGGUCGCCGUCCUCGACGCCCAACUGCAAGAGGCCAUGGACAAAAAGAACGUUUUAGAACAGAAUGCAACGGCCAUGAAACGCAAGAUGGACGCAGCCAACAAGCUGCUGAACGGUUUGAGUGGCGAGAACGCACGUUGGACAGAGGACAGCAAAAACUUUGCGAUUCGUCGUGUGCGAUUGGUGGGCGAUAUUGCUUAUGAGAAGAUGGUCGUUUGUGAAGAACAAGGUGAUAAUCAGUUAGUGGGUAGUACCUAUCAGCUGUUUGUACGUGGCAACAUAAUUGUGAAAAGGGGCUCUACUAGUUGUUUCUAAGCCCUCUGGAAAAAAAAGAAACUAAACCUUUCUAAUCCCCUCUCGCAUGUGCCUUCGUUACCUUCUGUGGACCGUUUAACGCAGAAUUUCGAGAGAGGCUGAAUGUAGAGUAUUUCCUAGCGGAAACGCAUAAACGCGGUGUCCCUGCCAGCAGUCAGAUCGAUUUGGUCAAAUUCUUGGUGGAUCAGGGCACGAUUGGCGAAUGGACCUUGCAGGGGCUUCCGGCGGAUGAUUUGUCGAUUCAGAAUGGUACAACUGUGGUAUGAUUAAUUGACUGCAGUAUGUUUUUCAUUUCGUAAUCGUACUUAGGAGCCGUUACGUUGUUGAACAUGAAAAGAACUAGAACGAAACCCCGCAGCAUCCUCCCGCGUAACUCCCAUUCCUUUUCAACAGGUAUCAUGGUCACCCGGUCUUCCCGCUACCCGUUGAUGGUAGAUCCUCAAGGACAAGCGAACCGAUGGAUCAAGUCUCGAGAGGCUGAGCGCAUUGCGGCCAGUCAGGGCAUGGCCAUCACAACACUGUCGAACAACCGCCUAAAGGACUUCAUCGAGUUCACCAUGGGAGAAGGGCUAGUGUUGAUCAUUGAAAACGUGGAGAACGAAAUCGACCCCAUGCUGGACCCGCUGCUAGAUCGCGCUAUCAUCAAGAAGGGCAAGAACUUCUACAUCAACAUCUCGGAUCAGAACAUGGACUACAGUCCCAACUUCUACUUGUUCAUGACGUCGCGCUUGCCCAAUCCGCAUUUUUCGCCAGAACUGUCCGCGAAAUGCACAGUCAUCGACUUCACCGUCACUCUCAAGGGCCUCGAGCAACAGCUGCUAGGACGUGUGCUAUCGAUGGAACAGAAAUCUCUGGAAGAGUCGCUCAGCAACCUGAAGGAAGAAGUCACCAGCAACACGAAAGCGUUGCAGCUAUUGGAUGCGCAACUGUUGGAGCGUCUGUCAAACUCCACCGGAAACUUGCUGGACGAUACGGAAUUGAUUGAGGUGCUGGCUAAUACCAAGGCAAAGGCAACAGAAGUGUCGCAGAAAUUGAAAUUAUGGAUUUCUUGUUGCAAUUCUUCAUUGUUGUUGUUCCACAAUCUGAAUCUGUUUGACCUUGACCUUAGUUCGCUGCUCCUGUCGGAAUAACCUUAAUAUCCUUAUGCUUAAAAUUACCACUUGCACUUCUUUGCAACUUGCUUGGUUACUCUCCUUCUCGGAGAAGCAUCUCUAACUCCUGACGCAGCCGAGAAGGAGAUCGAAAUCAACGAGAAGCGUGAGCAAUUUCGACCCGUUGCAACUCGUGGCUCCAUCAUGUACUUCCAGAUGACGGACAUGACCCUGGUCAGCAACCCCAUCACGGCGCAACCGACAGGGUGGAUGUACAACUGCAGUUUGAUGCAGUUUUUGGAGCAAUUCGAUGUCUCUGUACAACGUAGCGAGAAGUGUGCGCCUACUUCGAAACGCGUGGAGAAGAUCAUUGAUUACCUGACCUACCAAGUGUACCGAUACAUGAACCGCGGCCUGUUCGAACGCGAUAAAAUGACCUUCAAACUCAUGGUGACCCUCAAGAUUUUGGUCAUUGCUGGAGUCUUGAAUUCAGCCGACGUUUCGAUGUUCCUAAAGGCCGGCUCUGCUUUGGAUGUCAAGGCUGAACGACCGAACCCCUUCCGAUGGCUCAGCGAUAAGAUCUGGCUCAAUAUCUUGCAGCUCAGUCGUCAUCCCUUUGGCACAGAACAAUUGUUGUUCUUCAGGGAAAUUGUUGACCUCAUUUCGCGCAAUGAGACAGCUUGGAAGCGCUGGUUCGACGAGAACGAACCGGAGACGUGUCCAGUGCCAGACUUCGAAGAGCGAAUUGUCAUGGAGAGAACAUUGGGAUUUAUGAGGCGUGAUAAAGAUUUCCAAUGCUGUUUUCUUCUCUGACGUAAAUGACUUCCACUAAUAUUCAUGUAAGAUAUCAACUUCCUUUUACGCCUAACUCAAUCUCCCUCCCACAUCAACUCUCUAACGUAAAUGACUACUUGUUUUUUUCAUGUAAAAGAUCAACGAACUUCCUCUUACGUAUCACUCUGGUCCGCUUACGUUUCUAAUUCCCACUUUCUCCGUCUCACUCUGGUCCGCUGCGUCCGCGAAGACAGAACAGGAGUCGGCUGUGCGCAGUUUAUCAAUGCGCAACUCGGUGCGAAGUUCACGGAUCCCGUGACCGAUCCCGUCAGCGAAAUCUUUGAGGAAUCGGGUCCCAGGAAGCCGAUUUUGUACCUCCUUACCGCAGGUUCCGAUCCAACUGCGUCGAUUGAUGAGUUGUUAUGGUGAUGUUGAAAGUCUAAGUAGUUUGAAUCGCAAUGUGUGACAGCUGAUAGUUAGGAAGUUUCAUUCUGAGGAAGAGUCAGUCUCGAUGAUCAUCUAAGUAUAAUUUGCAUGUUCAGCACAUCAAAAAUCGGAUUUCUCUAACCCUCGCCAAAAAGCGCAAACGCUUUCCCACAGACAAAGUCAGCAUGGGUGAAGGCCAGGAGAUCGUCGCCAUGGAAAAAAUGAAGAACGGAUUUCUCAACGGCUCCUGGGUCAUCCUGCAGAACUGCCAUUUGGGUAUCGGUUUCAUGUCACAACAAGAGGAUAUUUUGGGUAAGACACCUGAGAUCAGCGAAGAUUUCCGUUUGUGGAUCACAUGCGAGAUCACACCAAGGUUUCCGAUUGGUCUCCUGCAAAUGGCGAUCAAGGUAACGUUGGAGCCGCCUGCAGGCUUGAAAGCGGGUCUGUAUCGUACCUACACGACGAUCAUGAGCCAGGAAAUGCUGGACAAGAUCGACCACGAAAAAUGGCGCAUCAUCACCUUCGUCCAGGCUUUCCUCCACUCCACAGUGCAAGAACGACGCAAAUUCGGUGCGAUUGGCUGGUGCAUUCCCUACGAGUACAACAACUCGGACCUAGAAGCGUGCCUGAACUUCUUGGAGAAGCACUUGUCGUCAACAGUGACGGUAGGACAGCCUUUGUCCUGGAACACUAUCCAGUACAUGGUUGCGGAAGUGCAGUACGGUGGUCGUAUCACGGAUGAUCUGGACCGUGAACUGUUCGCCACGUACACGUUGAAGUGGUUCAAUGACGAAAUCUUCAAACCGACAUUCAUUAUGGCGUCGAUUGAAACUAUUGCUCGUUCUCACACAGAGAGUUCUUUUUGAGUGGUUAGUUCCCAUGAUACGAGGAAUAUUGUGACUUGAUGUAGAAGGCGUCAUGAAUUGGAAAGCCGUCGCUUUCGCAUUCAUCCUCUUCUAAUCUGAAAUUCAACAACUACGCUUCCGAUUUCGACUACCGUGUCCCUGAAGGCCUUGAGAUUCAGACCUACAAAGAUUUCAUCGAUCUGGUGCCCUCAAUUGACUCUCCGCUUGUCUUCGGUCUACACACAAACGCGGAUCUCACCUACCGACUGAAGGAAGCUAGCGAGAUGUUGUCUACCAUUCUGGAAACGCAGCCAAAAGACAGCGGCGGUGGCAGCGGAAAGUCGACAGUUAAGAGGAAUCAAAAAUGUUUUGUUGGUUUUCGUUGUUGGGUGAGAGAGCGUAAGUUGCUCAAUUUCACUGCCCAUUAACUUAGAAUGAGUGGCUCAGACGCUGGAGUGAAGCCAAACCGAGUUCAGUCGAGCACGCUCAGUCAAACUUCUUCCUGCAUGAUGUCACUGCCCAUCAGGAUUUUCGAAUGAAUAGCAACGUUGAGUAAUAAAGGCAACCUUUUUACUUGUUCAGUCGGUCCCUUGCCCUUUACUAAGUCAAAUAAACCCUUCCUCUUCCUCUUCUAACCUCCACGAAAUCGUGAAAGAUAUCUGCCAGGACUACCUCAGCAAGAUGCCUCCAGACUUCGUCGAGGAGAUCUUUCGUGCCUCGAUUACAAAGCUUCGAGGACCACCAGGCGUCGCAGAUAAGGGUUUUGGUGCACCACUGAACAUCUUCCUGUUCCAAGAGCUGCAGCGUCUGCAGAACAUCAUCGGCAUCGUUCGUCAGAACUUGCAGUCGCUGAUCAUGGCAAUCGAUGGAACCGUCGUGAUGACUCCCGAACUGUUGCAGGAUUUGAACAGCGUGUUUGACGCCAAAGUGCCGUCUCGCUGGACGCACGACCCGUCGGGAGCUGAAAUUUCGUGGUUGAUGCCGACAAUUGGCGCUUGGUUCACUGGGUUAUUGGAUCGUCAAAUCCUGCUGAACACCUGGCUCGAGAACGGACGUCAACACAUGAAAGCCUAUUGGCUCACUGGAUUUACGAAUGCUCAAGGUAAUUUUAAUUUGUUGUUUUGACACCUAGACAUUGUCUACAAGAACUGCAAUGUCAUAAGACUCCUUACCUUUUACUUACCUGACGAGAUGAUCCGACUACUUUUUUCUUUGCAAAAACGACUUGCCCACAUUAUAGCAUGCCGUUGCAAUCAAUCCAAACCAAGGUUUCCUCACCGGUGUCCGACAGGAAGUGACUCGUCAGCACAAGAAGGAUCAGUGGGCUUUGGAUGAUGUCAUCACUCAUACGGAAAUUCUGAUGCAUGACGUCGAACGAAUCAAAGACACGCCGGAUGAAGGGCAGAAUAUCCAUGGUCUCUUCAUGGAAGGCGCACGUUGGAACCGCCAAGAGGGAAAGAUCGACGAAUCCGAACCGAAGAAAUUAUUCAUUCAGGUAAUACAAAUUUGUUACUCAGGAGCAGCAGUCAGAUUUUUUUUCUUGUCACAGAUUCAUCUCCUUAAGUCAAGUCAAUCCAGGAUUUUCCAACCGUCCCCAACUACAUUUUUCUCCCUCUCAGAUGCCCGUCAUCUACGUAACGGCAGUCACGGCUAAAGAGCAGAAGCAGAAAAAGGGAGAGUAUGGCCACCAUGCGCCAUACGACUGUGCGGUUUACAAGUAUCCACGACGCAACGACAAGUAUCUGAUCUUCCGACUACUCCUGAAAACCGUCGACGUGCACAACAGCCACUGGAGACUGCGUGGUGUCUGCCUGUUGGCGCAGAUCGAGUAA